GCUGCUCCGUCAGUUGGGCCGCCCGCCUUGCUUCGUCUCGGGGGAAGCCGCCUCGCCGCGGCGUCGGCGCAAGCAAGCGAGCACGGCGGCGGCUAGGGUUUCGCGGCUUCGCCGAGGUGGUGACAGCAGGCAGCCCGCCGCGCGCUCGCCAGGUGUUCGACGGAAGUCGGGGCCGCCCCGGGACCGGCCGGCCGAUGCCGAGCGGCGGGAGGCGGCUGCCGCCGUGGACGUCGCCGAGAAGCGCGGGGGCGGGGGCGCCGAGGUGGAGCCCCGCUGCUGGCGCCCCCGCGGGCGCGGGCGGCCCGGGAUCGGGCUACGGGACGCCGCCCGUGAGCGGGGGAGGCUGCUUCAGUACGCGCGUCACGCCGCCGACGAGCGGGGAAGGGGGCGCGGGCGGGGGCGCGCGCGUGACUCCGCCGUCGGCUGGGGGGUGCUCGUCGCGGCCGCCGAGGCCGCCGCCUUCCCUGGACUCGCCCUACGUGCGGGCCAAGCAGGCGCAGGUAAUUGAAAAGGAUCCAAACAAGGCAGUUCCGUUGUUCUGGGCAGCUAUAAACAGUGGUGACCGGAUUGAGAGUGCAUUGAAAGAUAUGGCCAACGUACUGAAACAAGCAAAUAGGGCUGAAGAAGCCAUUGAGGCAAUUAGAUCCUUUCGUGAUCGUUGCCCCUAUGAAGCUCAGGAAUCCCUUGACAAUAUUCUUCUUGACCUGUACAAGAAAUGUGGUAGGACAGAAGAGCAGAUUGAGAUGUUGACGAUAAAGCUGAGAAUUGUUGAUGAGGAGCUAGCUUCUGGCCGGUGGAAAACAAAACAGUCUAAAUCUCAUGGAAGGGUAGUAUACCUCUCUCUCAGAGAUGAAAAAGCAAGGUUAUUGGGGAACCUUGCAUGGGCCUAUAUGCAGUCUGAAAAUUACGAGGAAGCAGAAAUGCUCUACAGGCAAGCUCUUGCUGUAGAAGCUGACUACAACAAAGAGUGUAACUUAGCCAUCUGUUUGAUGAAGACUGGAAAGUGGGCUGAAGCUAAAUACCUGCUCCAAGCUAUACCAUACAACUGCGACAAUGAAAGUCAUGUGAAAUCUCUUUCCCGGGCCAUCGAAAUGCUCAGUGAACUUGAGUUGCAAUCACUCCCUUCUCCCAUAACUCAGAUGAAGUCCAAAGAAUCACGGAUUUUGCUUGCUGCUGAUGUGGAGAUGCUUGAAGAUCCACAGCCACAAAUACUAUCAACUCCUUUGAGUCAACUGAAAUGUAAAGAGCCACACAUUUCAGUUUCAGCAAAUGCAGAGGAGCAUGAGAAUUGCUGUUCAUGGCUUCCAUCUCCCAUAACUCAGUUGAAGCAUGAAGAACCGCAAAUUUUGGCUAUUGUUGAUGCAGAAAAGAAUGAAGGCUGUGCAAAGUUCCAAGAUCUUUCUCGACUGUUCAAUGAUACUGCUACACCUCAUUCAAUACUUGAGAAACUAAGAAAGCGGCUAGUUAAAGAGGCACCAAAAAUUAGCAUUCAUGAUCAGAUUCAGACUCCUACAGCAACUGAAAGCUUUCUCAACUUCGAUGGAAAUCAAGAUGCUAGUGAGAAUCCUGGGCAAGGUGGCAUGCAAUUGACCAAAGGUGUCAAGAAAACAUGGGCUGACAUGGUGGAUGAGGAGGAACAACAAUUGGGUGAGGACAAGCCAUUGGCUGACAUGGUGGCCAAGGAUGAACAGCAAUUGGACGAUGACAAGCUAACAGUGGGUGUGGGCACUACUGAGCAAACUGAAAGCAGCAAACAUGCAAGUAAGCAGGAGUACAGAAUACCACUAUCCUCUCAAGGAAGCAGCACCCUCCAGAGACCAUUCGUGGGUGGUUACCAACAAGGUUCUUCAGCAAAUUCAUGGAGACACAGCGAUUCCAAAAUCUCAAGUGAUAACAGAACGAACUGGGAUCUUGUCAGGACCGCUCCAACAUGGAGCAAGCAUAAGGUACAAGAUCACCGCGCUCGAGUUUGCCAAAGGCCUAACACAGCUUAUCUGAACGAGAACACCUCAGGCAACAAACAAGCACCGUGGAGGAGUAGUGCAUCUCAGCGCGCACUGUUUGGUGAUAAUGAGCACUCUCAGGAUUCUGCUUGUACUGAGGCCUCUCAUCGCUGGCAUAAUAACAUGGCAGGUACUGUGUCAUGGAGGCCACAGAACCGUCUGCGGGUCUUCCAGGAAAUCACAAAUGAGAUCACCCAAAAUGUUGUGUAACUACGUCCAGUGUUGCUCGCUGUUGAUGGAAGUUCUUCUUUCCAUAAGCUGAUAAGCAUGUUGUUCGAACUACAGUGGAUAGUGAAAUGGUUCUUUAUUUUUUUUCCUUUUUGAGAUUCAGAUCUAGAGAAUACUCUCGAAAUAUCAUCACAGCCCAUCAUUCGUACUCCUAGCUAGUCGACGAAUCAUACCGCGAUCAUCAUAGCUGUAUAUAUUUUCCUUGGAACUAUUGUGCAAAAGCAUCUGUAAAAACUGGUGGCCUGGUUACCAAUUUCUCACAGUAGCCACUGUUUUGUCUCA
Panicum virgatum (switchgrass) is the source of this 2513-nucleotide messenger RNA. RefSeq lists its product as uncharacterized. Gene Ontology annotation, molecular function: protein binding. The transcript is spliced from 6 exons. Lineage: Eukaryota; Viridiplantae; Streptophyta; Magnoliopsida; Poales; Poaceae. Bases 195 to 2213 code for a protein of 672 amino acids. The record is from RefSeq and is a predicted model, not a curated record.